AUGACGCGCCCCGGACUCGUUAGAGCUGACACAAUCGAUCUCCAAAACCAAGACGCCCCUACCACCCAAGACCACCACUCGACCUCGCUCCAACCUUCAGACGUCGGCAAACACCAGGCCUUGGAAAUCCGUCAUGUUCGCGAAGAAAGACACGAAGAGGAGGAACAUCUGCAUGAUGCUUGGAGUCGCGCUCACAAUGACUUGGAAGUCAAUGAGUUGACCGACGACCAACUACAAGCCCACAAUCAUGAAAACGGCGACUCGACCGACGACUCUGAGCUGGACGACGACAUGCUCGACGAUCGCAUUUCCAGCUCUCCCUCUAUCGACGAUGGUGCGUACUCUGCUGUUGCUGCAAACCCUUGGCCAUGCCGCUCUUCCUCUUUAACGCCUCCCCGCCAAACACUCAACUGUGCGGCAAUUGACUCUCCCGACUCGUCACCCUUUGUUCUUACUCCUACACACUUUCCUCUGCACAUCAUGCCGGCUGCAGCCUCGACAGCUUCGCCUGCCUCGUCUCUGCAGNUCGUCUUCUCCUUUAUGCUUUCCCCAAAGCAUUUACCACUGCCGGCUUCCCCUCUCUCCGGACGUCAUCAUCAUACUGGUGAGUAUCAUGGUGGGUAUCUCGACGACAACGACAAAAACAAGGACCACGACCACGAUCAAUGGACGAAUGAAUGUCACGACGACCUGGACCAAGAGCCAUUGAGGUCACAAAAUGAGUAUCUGGAAUACAAUUUCUCGCAUGGUAGAUCCGUCGAGGACCUUACAGCGAUACCCGAGGAGGACGACGAAGAUGUAUCGGACAUGGACGGUUUGUAUCUUUACGAUGGGAGACCGUCACCCGGCUUGACAGCUACCUCAAGGACUGCAUCGCCUUCCUCUUGGAGCACCGUGAGCGACGCCUCUGAUACUUCAAUCUUGGAAGACCUGGAAGCACAAAACAAACAUGAUGAUGAUGAUGACCUGGAUAUUUCCUUUUAUUCUGAUGAACGCUUUGUUGAUUCUGGUUGGGGCGGCGAAUGCUUACGUGAAACAGAGGACAUCGAUUUCGACUUCGUCUACGCUCUGCACACCUUCGUAGCCACGGUCGAAGGCCAGGCCAAUGCCGGAAAGGGUGACACCAUGGUCCUACUUGAUGAUAGCAACAGCUACUGGUGGCUGGUUAGAAUCGUAAAGGACAAUAGCAUUGGUUAUCUCCCUGCCGAACACAUCGAAACUCCGACAGAACGCCUGGCGCGUCUGAACAAGCACAGAAAUGUUGAUGUGAGCAUCUCGAUCACUGCUACACAGAUUUUUACUGACAUGAGUAAAAAGCUAUCUGCUGCAAUGCUCGGAGACACUGCCAAUGACUCANAAAACCCACUGAAAAAGGCUAUGAAGCGACGCAAGGCAAAGACGGUACAAUUCACCGCCCCUACCUAUGUUGAAGCGUCCGACUACGACUACUCGUCUGAUGAAGAGGAUGCUAUGAUGCCCGAACCUCUAUACGGUAAUGGCAAUCAACAAGAUCAGCACGAAGACUCCAAAUCUGCCGAAGAAAAGUCAUCAGACAUUAAUACGACUGUGGUCGAGGUUGCCAGGGCCGACAGCCCUGAUUUGGCGAGUCCGGGCAAAGACAUCAAAGCUCCUGUUGAAGAACCGCUUAGUAGUCCCACUUUGGUUGACAAAACAGGUAUCGUUCACAGCUUCUUUGAACCCAUCCACGCCAUACUGACUUGGUCANCAGAAGCAGCACCGCUCAAGUCAUCCAGAAAGGGGACACCACGAAAUGCCGAUUCUUUCCUCAAAGACGACGGGGCAGAACCUCUCAAAAUCUCUCUCACACCUAAUUUACUGCGGGACAACAGUAACGGAAGUCGAUCCCUGGAAAGUACCAGCUCCAGCAUGGAAGGCCUUGAAAAGACGGCUUCUCCGCCAGAAAAGUCCAAAGACGACAAGAAAAAGAAGGAAAAGAAGCCAGGCAUGCUUAGCGGUCUGUUCAAGAGCAAGAAGAAGGACAAGCGAAACAAGAAUUCGGUUGACGAGGACAGUGACAUUGAAAAGUUGUCAAGUGAGCUUGCUAGGCAAUCCACGUCGUCCGACUCUAACAAAGGAUCGCCCAUCGAGCGCUCUACCCAGUUUGCGGCCACGGAACCCAAAUCUAAGGGCAAGUUACAGAAACCGCAGGUCGGGGGAGCCAAUGUCGCUCCUGUCGCUCCUCUGGCCUUCACUCCUGCACCAAAAUCAGCACCGGCACCAGCUCCUGCUCCUAUCCUUGCUCCUGUCGCGACUCCCGCUCCUCUUCAAUUGUCGUCUGCCGCACCUACCUUACAACGUCGGCAAGACGAACAACCAUCCUCAGAAUUCGUUGCCGAGCUCGAGGGAUCGAUUGUUGACACUCCUCCACAACGCAAUGUUGACUUGCGCCAGCAAGAGCAAAGAAUCCCCAGCGAAACUCUGCUUGGCUCGCAUAUGCUUUCGUCAAUCACGAACAAGAUACGACACUCGGAUCCUCAAGAAAACAUCAAGCCACAGAAGGUCAAGGUGAAGAAGGCCAAGGCUCGAGUGGAACUUGACGAUUUCGAUGAGAUUAGUGAUGACGAGGAACACAAGGAGAACCAAGCUAAGGAGUAUGAGGAUGGCCCUAGUGACGCAUUCAUGCAUGGCACUGAGAUGGUGCAUAUUCCUAUAAACCUCGGAGACGACUCUUCAUCGCCAGACGAUGCGACCGAAGAAAGAGGCGGCGAGCAAAGCUCACAACGCACCAGUUCACCAAGUAUAAUCGGCACACCCAAAGCCUCUCUGGAUGGAAACCCUCGCACCCAAUCCGAAAAACACACUCAACAUGUACCUUCAACUUCAUCCACCACAGACGACGACGAAACCACUCCUCUAGCUUCAAAACGCGUCAGCACAGUUUCCACACCCCAAAACCUACCUCCCCACCGCCGUGCGCCAUCACCCCCUCACCGUGCCUCCUCCACCACACCAUCCAAUACCUCUUCAACCUCACCUGCCUCGGCUCCAUCCCCUGCAUCGACAGCCCACUCACAACUGUGGUCAGAUGCUAGUCUACGCGCUUGGCUGGACGGAGCAGAAAACGAUGUCAGGGAUAUGCUAGUCAUUAUCCAUGAUAAAACUGCUGUGAAGCCUGUGGAUAGGAGCCAUCCUUUGAUGGUUGAUUUGUUCAAGAAUGAGAGUAGAACGUUGGCGGGUUUGCAGGUCGAACUUGAUGGGUUGCUGGGUGGGCUUUUGAAGUCGAGGAGGAAGAAUGGGGUUGUUUCUGACUAA
Aureobasidium vineae is the source of this 3273-nucleotide messenger RNA. The record is from the annotation of a GenBank genome assembly. NCBI's taxonomy places the organism in Eukaryota, Fungi, Ascomycota, Dothideomycetes, Dothideales, Saccotheciaceae.